Messenger RNA from Coffea eugenioides, 1520 nucleotides. Its product is annotated as WAT1-related protein At3g28050-like. The transcript is spliced from 7 exons. The coding region runs from base 188 to 1324 and encodes 378 amino acids. The record is from RefSeq and is a predicted model, not a curated record. Gene Ontology annotation, molecular function: transmembrane transporter activity. NCBI's taxonomy places the organism in Eukaryota, Viridiplantae, Streptophyta, Magnoliopsida, Gentianales, Rubiaceae. Gene Ontology annotation, cellular component: plasma membrane.
AAUGGUAGAUGAAAUUUGCGAAUUACUACUACAAUUUGCUGAUCUUUGGCUCUCUCUCUUUCUUCUUCUUCUUCUUCUUCGAUGAGCAUUGAGCAGCACCACUGAAUUCUAAUUUCCUAGCCUAGCAGUAUAAAUCUGCUAUUCUUUUAGGUGGAGUGUUUUUACAACUGGUGUUGUCCCGUGAUUGAUGCAGAGAAAGGAGAAGCCAAAAAAAAAAAAAACUGGGAAGGAAGAAUUGAAGAUGGCAGCAGAGAGGGAAUACUACUGUCACAAACAAGUGGUACCGUUGGUAGCCAUGGUGAGCAUGGAGUGCACCAACGUCGGACUGAACACGCUGUUCAAGGCGGCCACCGUCAAAGGGAUGAGCCAUCAUGUCUUUAUCGUUUACUCUUACGCUCUUGCUGCUGCCUUGCUUCUCCUUCCUUCGACUUUCUUCUUCAUCAACCGAUCAAAUUCAAGACUGGAUCUUCCUCCACUGAAAUUCUCCAUCCUCUCUAAGAUUUUCCUGCUCGGACUGAUUGGGUGCACAUCGCAGAUAAUGGGAUACACAGGCAUAAAUUAUAGUUCUCCCACGCUUGCUUCCGCCAUCAGCAACCUCGUUCCAGCUUUCACUUUCAUACUUGCCAUCCUUUUCAGGAUGGAAAAGUUAGCAUUUAGAAGUUCAAGCAGUCGGGCAAAGGUCUUGGGCACCGUAUUAUCCAUUUCAGGUGCAUUUGUGGUGACCCUAUACAAUGGUCCAAGGAUCAAACUAAGAAAUACAAUACCCAUUCCCCAGCAUCUCCAUACAGCUCAAUCCAACUGGAAGCUCGGUGGCUUGUUUCUCACAGCUGAAUAUAUUUUGGUCCCCAUGUGGUACAUCGUUCAGGCUCAAAUUAUGAAGGAAUACCCGGCAGAGAUAACAGUAGUCUUCUUCUACAACUUGUUUGUCAGCAUUUUGGCUGCAUUUGCGGGCAUCUUCAUGGAACCGGACCUGAGCAGAUGGAAAAUUAGGCCUAACAUGGCAUUGGCCUCCAUAGUCUGCUCGGGAAUCUUUGGUUCUUUCUUGAACAACACAAUUCACACUUGGGCCUUGCGGUUGAAGGGCCCCGUCUAUGUUGCAAUGUUCAAACCAUUAUCCAUCGUAAUUGCCGUUGCAAUGGGAGUCAUCAUCCUCGGUGAUGCUCUGUAUUUAGGAAGCAUUCUCGGAGCAACAGUAAUAGCUCUUGGAUUCUAUACUGUAAUGUGGGGAAAAACAAAAGAAGAGAUGGAAGAAUGUGAUGAUAUUAGUUUUCUGGAGACCUCUGCAAACCACAAGCUUCCGUUGUUACAAAAUUACAACGCUUAAAACAAGUAAAAGACCAGAGAUUGAUAUCCCCCUUUAACUAUACAUUAACUAAAGCUAGUCAUCUCUAUUUGUAUAUAACUACCUAUUGCACUUGUAUAACCAGUAAGGUGGUGUGCAGACGCAUCAAACAUUGGCUUCCGUGUUUUACAUGAACCCCUGAAUAGAACUAAAUGAUCUACAAAACUGUACUUCCCUA